AGUCUAACUUUCAGAAUCAGUAUUAGAUCUAUAUAGAUCUACUAUAGUCUAUAGUGACAGAAGGAGGGGUUAAGGAUAUAUUUUGAAAAUUUAAGUAUCAGCUAAACAUGAACUAUCUAAAAUGCUUCUAAAUAGAUCUAAAAACACAUGCCAUGUAAUAGUCUUUGUGUAAAUUAUGGGGUGUUCCAUAAUAUUUGUUUGUCACAAUCAAUGACACUAACAAACGCUAUUUUAAUGUUGAAAAUGCAUAUCGAAGGGAUGUAUCUCAAGACCGGGUCAAUGCAUAUUAAAGUCAUAAAGUAGAUCUAGAUUUAAAGAAAUAUCUAGAUCUAAUCACCCCCAGCUUAAACUUAAAUUAACAUUCAGCAUGGCAGAAGGAGGCUAUGAACCAAAUUAUCGGAAAAAUUAUGACAGUCGCCCAAAAUAUAAUCAAGUUUGUCGAUACUUUCUGCAUGGUUCUUGUAAUAAGGGGAGGGAAUGUCAGUUCAGUCAUGAUAAGUCAAGAGCAGUUCCCAUGGAUACUGUAUGUCGAUAUUACUUAUAUGGACGAUGUAGUUAUGGAGAUAAAUGCAGGUAUGACCAUGUUAAGAAAGAUGUACAGAGAGACAGCCAGGCAUCAUCAAGCCCAUCAGUUCAGAAUACAGAGAAUAGAAGAACUCCACAGAAACAACAAAAUGCAUUAGCUUCCAACAUGGUGACACUUAAAAAAGGCGGCUUUGACAAAAGCAGAGCACACUCUAGUAACUCAAGCAGAAAUGAUCACAGAAAGAAGUGGGCCAUGGCCAGAGAUUUUGUACCAGGGCAGAAAUAUUAUGGAGCAGUUAGCUAUGCUGAUGCUGUGCACCCUGCGAUGGCCCACGACAGCUCAUCAUUUGAGCCAAGAGAGUAUGAGGAAGGCCUGUGUCCUUACUAUGCUUUAGGAGAGUGCCCCUAUGAGGAGAACUGCGCCUAUCUUCAUGGUGAGAUUUGUGAUCUUUGUGGUAUGCCCCGGCUGCAUCCUACAGAUAUAGAACAACGAGAACAACAUGUUAGGGACUGUAUAGCGGAGCAUGAAAGACAAAUGGAGUUAGCAUUCUCUGUCAAGCAGAGUAAAGACAAGGAGUGUGGCAUCUGCCUUGAGAAUGUGAUGGAGAAGGAAGGAAAGGAUUCGAAAAGAUUUGGAAUCCUAGAAAAUUGCAAUCAUUGCUUUUGUCUAAGCUGUAUUCGUCAGUGGCGCAGUAACAAAAAUUCACUUAUAGAGACUCAUAGAGCUUGCCCUUCUUGCCGCACACAUUCAGACUUUGUGACGCCUAGUAAAUAUUGGGUUGAAUGUCCAGAGGAGAAGAAAAAACUGAUUAGUGAUUACAAAGAUGCAUUAAGUAAAAAGCCAUGUCAUUAUUUCAAGCUUGGUAAAGGAGAAUGUCCUUUUGACUCAAGAUGUUUCUACCGCCAUGCUCUUCCUGAUGGCAAAGUGGUGACUAACAAUAUUGUCAAGCGUCGUCGCAGGGAAAAUGCAGAAGGCGAUAGAAUAGUAGAUGAUGAGAAUCUGCUGUGGGAUUACAUUUCAAGGAGAGAGAGGGACGGAGAAAGUGAUUAUUCUCUAGAAGAUGAUUUAUAUAUGUUCUUAUUAGAGACCUUUCAGGACGAUGAUGAUGAUGAUAACAAUAGCAGUUUUAUCCGUUUCGCAUUGAGGGAAAAUCUUAUCCUGUCAGAUACAGAUAGUGAUUCAGAUGAUUCAUAUGAUUAUUAAUAGCAUCUUGCAAUUGAUUUCAUCUAUAGGAGACUGUUGUUUUAUGUAUGUAUGUAGAGGGACAGGGUCUUACAACCUAUAUCACUUUAAGAACGCUUAGGCUUAUACAUAUUUACUAUAUAGAUAUUAUUCAGUGUAAUUUUCUAUUCUACAAUGUUAAAAUUUUUAAAAACUAAUAUUAGAAAAAAAAAUUGAUUGGAAUAGUAAUUUUUUUGGUCAAGCUGCAGCUCAUGACUUAAGAAUGAUAAGAUUAAGUAUUGUGUUGCAUUUUGACUUAAUAUCAACCAGUUGUUUUUUUUAGCUGAUCGGUAGGCUCUUGCACAGUUUUAUAAAAAGAAAUAAAAACUGGAUGUUAAUAUCUGCUUGGAGAUAAAGUUUUAGAUAAUAGACUGUUGCUUGUCAUUUGUAAUUGAUAAGGACCACUUCUGUCGACCUAAGAAACCAGAGACUGCAUUUCUGUGCUUUCGCAUGUAUGUUAUGAGGCCUAUUUCUGUAUGUUUAGCUACAAACUGUACCAUUAAAUCUGGUGCAUGUAUGAAUAGCCAUUUCUUUUGGAUCAUUGGCUUGUUUUCUGGUAUCAUCAGAGGUAAAGGUUAAUGUUUUGAAAAUAAGGCUUUAAGGUUGGCAUUAGAAGAUAUUUUGAUCAACAGUUAUACAUUCUCAGAGCAUUAUGGUAGAUAUGUUUAUAAAAUUUCAAUGAAACUUUUACAUUAAGAUUCAAGAUUUUUAGAGAUUCUAAUUAUAGAUUUUAAGACAAAAACCAGUUAAAAAGCAUUUAUCCAAAAGCUUUUUUAUCGAUCUUGACAUAUCUCUGAUUGCAUUUUUUAAAAAUUAAUUUGGAUUAUAAAAUCAUCAGCUUAACUAAUGACAAUCUUGAUAUAUCAGUUAUUUUAUGUUAGAUAAUGAUAGGUAACUAGACCUCCAUGUGAGUGGUAAUCUUCAUGUUUCUGCCAAAAGUAUUAUUCAAAUUUAAAUACAACUGUUCAUUUUUAUUUUUUUUUUCUUAUACAUGGAUCUUUUAAAGUGAUAUUUUCACAUUACAUAUAAAUGUCAAAGUAAGUCAAAUUCUUAUGAAGGCUCAACAUUUGGCUAGAUCACACAAUUUUUUAAUACCUUAACUGGAAAUAUAUUUGUAAAGUUUUCAAGUCGUUAGAAAUUUUAGGCAAUACUUUUUAAUCCGCUGUUGUCUGUCAUUUUACUUCUUACUCAAAAGAUGUCAAGUGUGUAUUCUUUACCACACAUUGUUGUAUAGAUAAUUGUUGUGCAGCUUAGCAAAGAAACCAAAACAAAAUUAAGUGCUAGAGUAAAGAAAUUUGGAUGUAUGUAAACAAGAAUACAUACUUGAUCCAAAUAGUUUUAUAGUCAUCAUAUACUUAAUUGCUUUUAUUCUGUUUGCUUUUUAAAUUUAAAAUGACCAACUUCUUUUCAAAAAUUACAUUUUGCCCCUUUUUAUGUGUUUUUAAAAUAUUGAAAAUUUGGCUAAAAACAGGGCAGUAUUUCAGUAGGUCAUCACUUUUCGAAAUAAAAUUUUAAUAGCCCUGAAUUUUGCAUUCGUCAAAAUAUUUGAAAUACUUUAAAAUCAACUGGUUUAUUUUGUUUUAAAGUCUACUUUCUUUUUAACAAUUAUUUUUCUCAGCUUGAUGUUACUCAAUGUUCUGGUAUGUAAUCUAAAUGGGCCAAAAGAAAUGAUAAUUGAAUUAGUGGACAAGAGUUUGACAGAUAAUUUUUUUUUUUUAAUGUUUAGAUUUAUUUUUAUAAAAUUACAAUCUCAGGCAUUAUUAUUAUACGAUAUUUAAAAAUGAUAAUAGUACCUUAAAUUACUUUUUACUAUGCAUGAUAAAUGAUUUAUAUUAUUCUGUAAACUUUUACUUGCAUAUGUUCCUUUAAUAAUGAUAUUACUCCAAUUGAUUACUAAAUGAAAUAAUUAUAUUCUAAUACUUAAAUAUAAACUAUACCGGUACAUUAAAAUCAAAUCAGUUGAUAUAAAUUGGAAAUAUUUUUUUGGUCCAUUAUUUGGUAUUAUAGCGACUUAUAUGGUAAUCUAGAAAACUGUCAAUGUAAAAGGACAUUUGGGACAUAAAAUUAGACUUGUAAUUCCUGCCCUACCUCCAUUAUAGGAAAACAAAAUGUUAUAAAUUGUAUAAAAAGUACCAUGUAGGAUACAGUAAAGUUGAAGCUUGUUUUGUCGAUUUCACCUUUGAAAAUAAUCUUCAUUAGCUUUUCUUUAGACUGAUAGUUCAGACCCAUAGAAAUGUCUCUGCCCUUCUACCAACAUCUCUAGUCAGCAGUUGUUUUAACAAAUAUAUGUUCGCACUCAAUCUUAAACUGAACUUUAUUGUUGUAAUUUUGUUUGAAGAAAAUAUAACAAGAAUUGAUUCUCA
Messenger RNA from Biomphalaria glabrata, 4110 nucleotides. Its product is annotated as probable E3 ubiquitin-protein ligase makorin-1. Gene Ontology annotation, biological process: protein polyubiquitination. NCBI's taxonomy places the organism in Eukaryota, Metazoa, Mollusca, Gastropoda, Planorbidae. The record is from RefSeq and is a predicted model, not a curated record. The coding region runs from base 368 to 1729 and encodes 453 amino acids. Gene Ontology annotation, molecular function: metal ion binding; ubiquitin protein ligase activity. The transcript has 9 exons.